Messenger RNA from Penicillium verhagenii, 1470 nucleotides. RefSeq names its product purine-cytosine permease family protein. The coding region runs from base 1 to 1470 and encodes 489 amino acids. NCBI's taxonomy places the organism in Eukaryota, Fungi, Ascomycota, Eurotiomycetes, Eurotiales, Aspergillaceae. Gene Ontology annotation, biological process: transmembrane transport. The record is from RefSeq and is a predicted model, not a curated record. Gene Ontology annotation, molecular function: transmembrane transporter activity. The transcript is spliced from 4 exons. Gene Ontology annotation, cellular component: plasma membrane.
AUGAACCACUCUAUACCACCUGCAGAUAAAGGCGCCUCUGAUAAUGAAGAGUCUUUGAAGAGACAGUCAUGGUUUCCCAGAAGACUCUCCAUCGAGGAGGGAGGUAUUGAGCGUGUCACGGAUGAUGAGAGAAAGCAGCAUACUACUAAAUUCUGGCAUGCUGCUACAUUCUGGUUCAGCGCCAACAUGGCAAUUGCCACUCUCAACAUCGGGUCACUGGGCGGCUCCAUGGGCCUAGGAUUCUGGGAUUGCUUCAUUGUGAUUGUAGUGGUCAAUCUAUUCAGCGAUCUCCUCCCAGCUUGGACAGCUACAGCCGGACUGACAGGGUUGCGAAUGACAACCUUUUCGCGGUAUUCCUUCGGCUACUGGGGUAACAUGCUUGUCGUGGUAUUCUCGAUGAUUGCAACGACUGGCUGGAACGCCAUAAACUCCAUUUCAGGAGCCUCCGUCCUCAACGCACUAUCGAACGGAAAAUGUCCCACCUGGGCCGGUGUCAUCAUCAUAUGUACACUGGUGUGGGUUAUAUGCGCACUAGGGAUAACAUGGAUCCAUCGUCUAGACACGUUCAUCUGGAUCCUCCCGUUCAUCGUGUGGUGCGUUGCUGCCGGGACGGGCGCAUCGUCAUUUACGACCGCGAGCUCGAAACACCUCGAGGGCGCGGAUAGAGCGGCCGCCGUGCUUUCUUACAUGGCAAGUAUAUUUUCGUUUUCACUUUCGUGGGUCAAUUGUGCUGCAGACUAUAAUGUUCGUAUGCCGCAUGAUACUCCGCGAUGGAAGAUCUUCAGUGCGACGUACGUGGGUAUCUUCGUCCCUAGUGUCUUGGUUCAAUCACUAGGUGCAGCUUUAUAUUCUGGGACUGUGACAAGUGUCGAAUGGAAAGAUGCUUAUUCAGUUUCCUCAAUUGGAGGAUUGCUCGAGAUGGCAUUGAAGCCAGCGGGUGGGUUUGGAAAGUUUCUGAUGGUUCUCGCGGCAUUGAGCUCGAUUCCGAACAAUAUACCAAAUAAUUACUCCUUCGCUUUGCACGCUCAAAAUCUUGGUUCUUGGGCAAUCCGAAUUCCACGAGUGGUGUUGGUGACAAUUGGGUCGGUGGUUGCAGUGAUUGUCGGCUGCUGCGCAGCCAAGUAUUUCGAUGACGCUCUGCAGACCUUCCUCAGUGUCAUUGGAUAUUGGACAGUCAUCCAUGCUACAGUUGUGAUGGAGGAGCACUUCAUUUUCCGCCGGCGCUGGACGGCGUAUGACCUGGAUGCCUGGAACAAUCCGGCAGCCUUGCCAUUUGGAUGGGCAUCGGCAGGGGCGUUUUGCUUCGGAUUUGUGGGGGCUGCCCUUGGAAUGCAUGUCACCUGGUAUUCUGGACCGAUUGCGUCGUUGAUCGGCCGUGGUGCGAAUAUCGGUCAUGAGCUGACAUUUGCCUUGUCGGCCAUAACUUUUCCAUUGCUUCGCUGGGCCGAGAAAAGACAUGCAGGCUUUUAA